Molecule: messenger RNA, 2145 nt
Organism: Centruroides sculpturatus (bark scorpion)
Lineage: Eukaryota; Metazoa; Arthropoda; Arachnida; Scorpiones; Buthidae
Product: transitional endoplasmic reticulum ATPase
Exons: 16
Coding region: 118-2130 (670 amino acids)
Biological process (GO): mitotic spindle disassembly; autophagosome maturation; retrograde protein transport, ER to cytosol
Cellular component (GO): nucleus; VCP-NPL4-UFD1 AAA ATPase complex; cytosol
Molecular function (GO): polyubiquitin modification-dependent protein binding; ATP binding; ATP hydrolysis activity
Source: RefSeq, a predicted model, not a curated record
GGCAGCGACAUCUUCGGCGACAGUAUACUCGCGUUCCCUUUAACUAGUUAUUCAGCGAUAUCUGAACGGUUCACGAAGGUUUAGGUUGGAUCCCGUAGAAAGGAAAAUAAAUCGAAAAUGGCUUCAAAUAAACCAAGUUCAGAAGAUUUGGCUACUGCAAUCUUAAAAACUAAAGAAAAACCAAAUCGUUUAAUUGUAGAAGAAGCAUUAAAUGAUGACAAUUCAGUUGUGGCUCUGUCACAGAUGAAGAUGGAUGAACUUCAACUUUUCCGGGGUGACUCUGUAAUGUUGAAAGGAAAAAAGAGAAGAGAAACUGUAUGCAUUGUGUUGUCUGAUGAGACGUGCCCUAAUGAAAAAAUACGCAUGAAUCGUUGUAUAAGAAAUAAUUUGAGGGUUAGAUUAGGUGAUAUUGUAAGUAUUCAUGCAUGUCCGGAUGUAAAGUAUGGAAAAAGAAUUCAUGUGCUUCCUAUAGAUGAUACUGUUGAAGGCUUAACAGGGAGUUUAUUUGAUGUGUUUUUGAAACCAUACUUUUUGGAAGCCUACCGUCCAAUUCAUAGAGGAGAUUUAUUUGUGGUUAGAGGUGGAAUGCGGGCAGUUGAAUUUAAAGUUGUGGAGACAGAUCCUAGUCCUUACUGCAUUGUUGCUCCUGAUACUGUUAUUCAUUGUGAAGGGGAACCUAUCAAACGAGAGGAAGAAGAGGAAUCAUUAAAUGCUGUUGGUUAUGAUGAUAUAGGUGGUUGUCGGAAACAAUUAGCACAAAUAAAAGAAAUGGUUGAGCUUCCUUUACGGCAUCCAAGUUUGUUUAAAGCAAUUGGAGUAAAACCACCUCGUGGUAUAUUAUUGUAUGGACCUCCAGGAACUGGAAAAACGCUGAUUGCUAGAGCAGUUGCUAAUGAAACGGGAGCAUUUUUCUUUUUAAUAAAUGGUCCUGAAAUAAUGAGUAAAUUGGCUGGAGAAUCAGAAAGUAACUUAAGAAAAGCUUUUGAAGAAGCAGAAAAAAAUUCACCUUCAAUAAUCUUUAUUGAUGAAUUAGAUGCAAUUGCCCCUAAAAGAGAAAAGACACAUGGUGAAGUUGAGCGACGUAUUGUGUCUCAGUUAUUAACAUUAAUGGAUGGACUUAAGCAGAGAUCCCAUGUCAUUGUAAUGGCUGCAACUAACAGACCAAACAGUAUUGAUCCAGCAUUACGAAGAUUUGGAAGAUUUGAUCGUGAAGUGGACAUAGGUAUUCCAGACGUAACAGGAAGACUUGAAAUUCUUCGUAUACACACUAAAAAUAUGAAAUUGGCUGUUGAUGUAGAUCUCGAAAAAAUUGCAGCUGAAACACAUGGAUUUGUUGGUUCUGAUCUAGCUGCUCUUUGUUCUGAAGCUGCUUUACAACAGAUUAGAGAAAAAAUGGACUUGAUUGAUUUGGAAGAUGAUCAAAUUGAAACAGAAGUUCUUAGUUCUUUGGCUGUAACAAUGGAUAAUUUCAGGUGGGCACUUGGAAAGAGUAGUCCAAGUGCUUUAAGAGAAACUGUAGUGGAAGUGCCUAAUGUCACAUGGGAUGAUAUUGGUGGAUUGGAAAAUGUAAAGAAGGAAUUACAAGAAAUGAUACAGUAUCCAGUUGAAUAUCCUGACAAAUUCUUAAAAUUUGGAAUGACACCUUCUCGGGGAGUAUUGUUUUAUGGUCCUCCAGGAUGUGGUAAAACACUUCUGGCAAAAGCCAUAGCUAAUGAAUGUCAGGCAAAUUUUAUUUCUAUUAAAGGACCAGAGUUACUUACUAUGUGGUUUGGUGAAUCUGAAGCAAAUGUUAGAGAUGUUUUUGAUAAGGCAAGAGCUGCUGCUCCUUGUGUGUUAUUCUUUGAUGAGUUAGAUUCUAUUGCUAAAGCUAGAGGUGGAAAUGUUGGUGAUGCAGGUGGAGCUGCAGAUAGAGUUAUCAAUCAGAUUCUAACAGAGAUGGAUGGUAUGAGUUCAAAAAAGAAUGUGUUUAUAAUUGGAGCUACUAACAGACCAGAUAUUAUUGAUCCUGCUAUUCUUAGACCUGGCAGAUUGGAUCAGUUAAUAUAUAUACCAUUACCAGAUGAAAAGUCAAGGCAGUCCAUCUUAAAAGCAAAUCUCAGAAAAUCACCUGUAUCUAAAGUGAGUUCUUAGCUUUAAAGUAAAUUU